Penicillium cosmopolitanum is the source of this 474-nucleotide messenger RNA. RefSeq lists its product as uncharacterized. The coding region runs from base 1 to 474 and encodes 157 amino acids. NCBI's taxonomy places the organism in Eukaryota, Fungi, Ascomycota, Eurotiomycetes, Eurotiales, Aspergillaceae. The record is from RefSeq and is a predicted model, not a curated record. The transcript has 2 exons.
AUGGAUAGCCAUGUCGACGAUGGUAUUUUGAGAACCGACAAAGACGAGCUUAAUAGUUCAAUCGCCAACACUGAAAUAGCAAGUGUCUUCAGUUUUCCAGGGACACAAGUGGACGGUAACAGGGAUACUUUGUUGGGCGUAGACCCAAGCGGGUUCCUUGGUAUAUUCUUCGACUCUUCGCUUGAGCUUCCAUUUCCCUCACAAACACCUAUCAAUUAUAGCCAAGGUUAUUCGGAAAGCGGCCAGAUGCAUCCACCUUUUGGAAAUGCUCUCGUACCCUCUGUAUCUACGAGAGAGUUCAUGUCCCCGUCGAGCAGUCAGGCUCGAACAGCAUCAAAGGUUCAGAAGUCCUGGCCGGCCGGUGUUCUACCAAUGGAGCGUCAACAUUUGUGGCAUGAAAUUAUAUCGAAAUCGGCGCCCUCCUACGUCGACACAUGCAUUCCCUACCAGAAGCGAGAGUUUGCGUUCGGUUGA